GUGACUGCACCUGUACGACCGACCGCGCUUAUCUCGAGACCUGCGGACGUGCGCUCUACAUCAGGAUCACUUCAUACUCACGGCGUGCCCCUCACCUGCGACCUUAGCUCCCCCUGGUUGCAAAAUCAUCGAAGCCCUCCUUUAGCACUGCUUCUACCAACAGUUUCUUCACAAAGAUCCCACAUCAACGACCAAGGUCAAUCGCACCACGAUGGCCUCCGUUUCCACCACGGCGCCGAAUGCCCACACACGUGCGAUGCAUAAUGACCUGGGAAGGGAAGAUCAGACACUGCUCCUGUUUGCCCACCUGAUGGAGGGCGGCAAGGAAGACGAUGAGACGGUUGAAAGUUUGGGCAAGCUAACCAAGCUGCUCAACGACGAUGUCGAAGCCACAAAGAAGGGAGAGAAAUCCAUUACCGCCGUCAUAGACAGUGACUGCGUCGAUACCAUAUUGUGUUAUCUGGAUAUGAGACAGACCGAUGUUGUUCGCGGCCAUGCUGCUCUCUGCACCUCUGCUUACCUCAAGGCCGCUGGCGAGGACGGCAGCAAGAAGCUCUCCGCCUUCUUCCUCGACCGGAUCCAACGCGGCACUUACGACGACUAUAUUGUGGCGUUUUGCGUGGCAGCUACCAUCUUCCCCAUCGUCCCCGAUCUCACGUCCGAGCUUUUCCUCAGCGAAGGCUUCCUCCCCAGUCUAGGCCCGCUUAUGAGGCGCAAGUGGAAGAGCCGCAAGGUCGAGACAGCCUGCCUCGAAAUGCUCAACGCUGCGUGCAUGCACUCUCACUGCCGUGAAGCUGUCCAGAAGUACUGCAUCGACUGGCUAGAGGAGAUUGUGGACCAGGAUACCGAGCAGGUUGUCGAGUCCAUGUACACCACCGAUCCCGACACCGCCACCCAGGAAGGUUCCGUUUCCAUGAGGAGGCACUCGAUCCAUGUCCAGAACCUGGCCGCCGUGGUUUUAACCAAGCUCAGGGCUGUUCAACCCGACCAGGCACCUCCAGACUUGUCCGACCCAUCCCAGCCCCGGAUACAGCCGGCGACAACCAGCGUAGAAGAUCUCUCCAAAAAGUUUACCCAGAUGCUCAUCAAGGACCCCGAACAUUCCAGCCAAUCCUCGGUCGAAGGACUCGCCUAUGCAUCGAUUCGCGCCAAGGUUAAGGAGGAUCUAGCCGGUGAUCCCCAAUUUCUCAAAUCACUUGUAAAAACACUCGAGUCGGCGCCGCCCAGGUCCCCUCUCAUGUACGGCGCACUCAGCAUUUUCCUUAACCUUACCCAAUACCGUCCCGCCCUCACAGAAGAACAAAAGCGCAUAAGUCAACUCAAGGCCUACGCGGAUGCAGUAGGCAAGCUUCAACCCGACCCCCUGAACGACAACGAACAUGUCAGCGCACGCUGUAAACGUGUCUUCGAAGCCGGCCUCACCCCCGUUCUCGUGACGAUCAGCAAGACCAGCUCCGUAGCCUCCCUCACCCUCAUCAUCUCGAUUCUCAACUCGCUCUCCAUGACUCCCUCUAUGCGGGGACCGCUUGCUCAACAAGGCGCCGUCCGUCUGUUGAUCGGUGCCUGGACCAACCUGCCCGAAGGCGACCCAAAGAACAUGACAGUCCGACGCACCGCCGCCCAGGCCCUCGCCCGUAUCCUCAUCUCAACGAACCCGAUGCUCGUUUUCGGGGGCUCCACCCCCAUCAACACCGCCAUCCGUCCCCUUGUUCACAUCCUGCUCCCCGACCAAACCGUCGACACACGCGAUCUCCUCCCGACGUUUGAGUCCCUGAUGGCACUCACCAACCUCGCUGCUGUUGACGACGACACUCGCCGCACCAUUGUCCGCGUGGCCUGGAAGGACAUUGAGGAGCUUCUCCUAUACAACAACCCUCGCAUUACCACUGCAGCUGUCGAGCUCGUUUGCAACAUCGUCCAAUCCCCCGAACAAGCCGAGGCGCUCUUUGCCGAUACGAGCAAACCGCAGGCGCAGACCAGGCUGAAGAUCCUUGUAGCUCUAGCAGACGCCGAAGACGCUGCUACGCGCAGUGCUGCCGGUGGUGCCUUGGCUGCCUUGACGGGGUAUGAGAGCGUGGUGAAGGCUAUUGCGGAGCGCGAACGCGGACCGGAGAUCAUUCUCGGUCUAUGUGAAGAUGAUAACGAGGAUCUGAGGCACCGCGGUGUCUUUGUCCUGCUGAAUAUGGUGGCAUGCGAGGGCCAGGCAGGCAAGCUGGCAAGAGAGAAGUUCCUGAGCAAAAACGCGGUGGAGAUUCUGAAGACGGUGGUUACUAGAUCAAAGAGGAGGGAGAUUGUGGAGCUGGCUGUACAGUCUCUGAAGUUGAUGCUGGGGAAGGAGUGAUUGGCUUUCUGUUGAAAGUAAACCAUCCGAGGCUGGUAGGUAUACAGGAUGCCUUGUUGAUUUUGUUUUUCCAUCAUUUCAACUGUCUUGAGUUUGUCAUUGUAAAAACAGGGGUACAAUUCACCUACGGGAUUG
Messenger RNA from Neurospora hispaniola, 2476 nucleotides. RefSeq names its product myosin-binding striated muscle assembly central-domain-containing protein. The transcript has 2 exons. Gene Ontology annotation, cellular component: cytoplasm. The record is from RefSeq and is a predicted model, not a curated record. Gene Ontology annotation, molecular function: Hsp90 protein binding. Bases 212 to 2341 code for a protein of 709 amino acids. Lineage: Eukaryota; Fungi; Ascomycota; Sordariomycetes; Sordariales; Sordariaceae.